AUGAGCGUCUUCGAGAGUGUCAACCACUCGCUGCUGAACCCGGGCGAGGUGUACGGCAAUGAACCACGUCAGAUUAAGCGCAAGUCCAGCCCACUCCUAAAAAUUGUCGGAGUGCUGCUCGUUGGUGCGGCAAUCGGAACCAUCUUGGUCACCGGAGCCGGCCGCUGGCACGUCGCCAAGUCGGAGGCCGAACCUCAUGCUCAGCCUCAGGCCAACCCUGAGCCCGUCAUCGAGACGCCAAGUCUCCUUGAGCGAUUAGCCGGCAUCACCAUCGGCAAGGCCAAGGUCGAGCCGGUUGAGGAUGGCUCGAAAUCUGUCGAAGUCUCGGUUCCCAAGAUGGACGCCUCGGAGUCGUCGGAAUCUGAGGAGGAGUCAGAGGAGGAUUCGGAUGAGGAUUGGAAACCUGCCCAGCCCGCCUUGACGACGUGCUACACCCCGAAGGACCCCGAGGUGACGGAGAAAUGCGACUCCCCGGCCGCCAACGAGCGCAACAUCUGCUUCACCAUCUACAGCGAGAAGGACGUCCCGCUGCAGGGAGGGUGCAAGACGGUCAACGAGGACAAGUUCAUCGCCGCCGAGAUGUGCGAGCCGCAGGGCAGCGGCAAGAGCUGCACCUGCGCCACGGCCCCGAUGUGCAACCGCCCGAAAAUCGAGGUCGAGGAGGACAGCGACGAGGAGGAC
Messenger RNA from Mesorhabditis spiculigera, 681 nucleotides. Lineage: Eukaryota; Metazoa; Nematoda; Chromadorea; Rhabditida; Rhabditidae. The record is from the annotation of a GenBank genome assembly.